Molecule: messenger RNA, 171 nt
Organism: Laccaria bicolor S238N-H82
Lineage: Eukaryota; Fungi; Basidiomycota; Agaricomycetes; Agaricales; Hydnangiaceae
Exons: 1
Coding region: 1-171 (56 amino acids)
Source: RefSeq, a predicted model, not a curated record
AUGUACUGGCUGCUUCCUCCUUCUCUCGUCUCAUCACGAAAACUAACUGGGGUUUUUGUUACAUACGAACAGGGAAAAAGGAGAUGCCUCCAAAUCCUGCGACUUCCUCCCACCAGACAAACAAUACCUAGUAACGUGUGGGGUCCCCUGCCUCCAGUGCGACACCCCUAG